Vigna radiata var. radiata (mung bean) is the source of this 1062-nucleotide messenger RNA. Its product is annotated as cytochrome c oxidase assembly factor 6 homolog. The transcript has 5 exons. Gene Ontology annotation, cellular component: respiratory chain complex IV; mitochondrion. Bases 51 to 362 code for a protein of 103 amino acids. The record is from RefSeq and is a predicted model, not a curated record. NCBI's taxonomy places the organism in Eukaryota, Viridiplantae, Streptophyta, Magnoliopsida, Fabales, Fabaceae.
CUGUCUGUGAAUGCAAUGCAGGUUUAGAUAUCCCGAUUCAUUCUCAUAACAUGGUUUACGCAGCAGUAAAAUCUGACAAAAUCGACACUGAUGUCCUUACCAAAGCGAGGGAAGCUUGUUACAAGGUUCGUGAUGCUUUCUAUGCCUGCUUGGAAAAUGAAUCCGACAAGAAGCCCACAGAGAUUGCAUCUGUGGGCUUGUUAUAUCCCCUAGAAUGCAAACAGUGCAGGAAUGAAUACGUCAAACAGUGUCGAUCUUCCUGGGUGAAACAUUUCGAUAGGCAAUACUGCCAGAACAAGAGGGUCCAGACACUUUUGGAUGACAAAGGUUCCACAAGAGAUAAUCUUUCUACUCUUGACUGAACGAAUUGAAGGAUGAAGUAUGAUACGAACAAAUAUUCAUGCAGUUUGUAAGAGGAGGCACUAAACUUUGCAAUUGGCAAACAACACAAUUGUCAAACUGUGCAACCUAUUAUUGGCUUGGGUUUUCGAUAUUUUAUUUAUAUAAGAUUCGGUUUUACUUUAUAUUCGAGUCAGCCCUACCAGUUAUACAAACUUUGCUUUAUUUUUUGUAUUUUUUUAUAAUCACUUUUACAUAUAUCGAACGUGAUUAAAUCAAAUGACGAUAGCAAAGCUUAACUUUAAAAUUGACCUAAUAGUUGAUAUAAACCUAAUUGGUGACGUGGCCACGUUUUGGUCGUAAAAAGAAAAGUAUUUGAUCUGAUCCGUGACUGUUUCUAAAAGUUAGUUAUGGUAUGUGAGAACUCAAGUAAAACAUUAGAAAAUUUGUUUUGAAAGAGAGAAAAAAAGAAAUGUUAAUUAUUUUUAGUGAAUUUUUCUAUUUCUUUUCAUUUUUUUUAUUAAAUAAGACAGUAUUUAAGACCCCUUUGAUGGAAAGAUAAGGCAAAUGCAGGAAAGUGGUAUGAAAGAGAGAAAAGAAAAAGUGUAAAAAAAAAAUUAACAAACUGGUUGCGAAAUAAAUAAAUAAAGUAAAAGAAAAAGAGGCGAAAAAUACAAAGAAAUGAGAUAGGAUAGGAUGGAUGGAAAGUGUAUGAGCAUGAAA